Linum tenue is the source of this 1485-nucleotide messenger RNA. Lineage: Eukaryota; Viridiplantae; Streptophyta; Magnoliopsida; Malpighiales; Linaceae. The record is from the annotation of a GenBank genome assembly.
AAAAAAAAGAAUAAUUCUAAGUUCUAACGCUCUUCUUCUUUCUUUCUGCUCAUUUCGCUAAAACAAAGUAGAUCUCUUUACCUCCCUUCACUUCCGCAGCUUCGGGUCGGCGUUUCGAUCGUUGUCUACCGAAUGAAAAAUGGCGACCUUGGGUAGAGCAGGAAGGAAACAGCAAGGUUUCUUUCGAGGCGUGUUCGACCGUAACAAAAAUCGACCACCGCCGCCGGCGUUUCUUCGACUUCCCACUUCCCGGCAGACAUUCCGUCUAGUUAUAGCUCUUCUCGCUUUCAUCGCUCUCGCCCCACCUGUUUUUUUCCACUUCAGGCUCCGCCGUCUCCAACAGCUCCAAUUAAGGAAAUGCGGCUGGUUGAAUCAUCCUCCACUUGUUUGUGCUCAUGGUGGCGAUACAACUAAUGCAUUUCCCAACACGGUGGCAGCCUAUCAGUCUGCUCUUCGUUCUCAUGUAGAUUGCAUUGAGAUUGAUGUUUCGCGUUCCUCUGAUGGAGUCCUCUUUGCGCUCCAUGAUAGGGACUUGCAGCAGAUAUCUGGUAAUCAUACCGCUAGAGUUGGUCACUUCAGCAUGAAAGAGGAUUUACCAUUUUCUUGUCCCUUAGGAACUCUAACCAAGAUUUUAAUAUGCCACUUCACAUUCAUGAGACUGCUUACUUUGGUUUUUAAGUUAGAGAAACUGGAUAUCAUUCAGCAGUCUGCUCUGGAAUUCGGUGAGCAAAAGAUUCCCACUGUUGCAGAUGCUUUGACGUUGGUAUCAAGUUCAGUUCGGCAGGUGAUUCUGGACGCAAAAGUUGGACCUCCUUCCUAUGAAAGAGGACUUGCAAAAGACAUCCUUUCAGUUGUUGGGAAAGCGAAGUGCAGAAACUGUGUUAUUUGGGCCAAAAGUGACAGUCUGGCAAGGGAUUUGAUCAAACUAACAUCAGAUGUUGCGGUGGGGUACAUUGUGAUGAAGGAUCCUAACACAGGCAGGAGAAGCAACUUACUAAGGAUGAAGGGGGCUCGAGUGGUCGGUGUUUACCAUCCACUGGUGGACGAAGGGCUAGUGAGGAUUCUCCAAGGGAGGCAGAAGAAGGUGUAUACAUGGACUGUUGAUGAUGUGGAGUCAAUGCGGAAGAUGUUGGUGGAAGGAGUGGAUGCAAUUGUUACAAACCAAGCCAGUUUGCUCCAGCGGCUCAUGCAAGACAUUAGAGGCGAGUGUCGGGAGGAAGGUUUUUCUUUGCCAAGAUGAUAACAGUAACUUGAGUUGUAAGGUAGCCAUUCAUAUAAAUUGUCUGGAAGUUGUGUCGUCUUUGUAUCAUGCCCCGUAAGUUGGACAGAGGCAGAGAACCCUUGAACUCUUCUUUGGUAUAGGGUGUUCAAACAGAGUGGUUACCGUGGUAAUCAUUUUAAGCGGUAGUAUAUUGAUAGUUUUGUUUGGUUAAUUUGGAUAAUUUAUUUUAUUUAGUUAAACUUUUAAACUUUUGUGUUUUAGAU